AUGGAGCCCAAGAUGGAUGCCGGGCUGCUAGCACUGGCCUGCUCUGGCUCUUUCCAUGAUCUGGAAUCACUCCUUUACGGGAAACAAGCCGCCUACACCAUGGGAAGCUCCGCGAGGCAGCCACCUUCUCUGUACGCAGUUACAGUUGGAGGUGACACUCUUCUCCACUUGGUGGCCGCCAUCUAUGGCGAUUCAGAGGACUCCACUGGCAAGGCCAGCCUCGUCUACCACAAGGCACCUAGCCUCCUCUUCGUGCAAAACUGCCAGGGAGAUACACCCCUCCACUGUGCUGCACGGGCGGGGAACAUCCGAAUGAUGUCUCGUUUCAUUGAUCUUGCCAAUGUUCAGGGUAUCAACAAUGCUAAGGGGCUGCUGGAAACACAGAACAACCUCAAAGAAACAGCCUUGCACGUGGCCGUCCGCUUUGGGAGCAAUGAUAUGGUCAAUUUGCUCAUGGGCCAUGAUCCAGAGUUAGCCAAUUUGCCUGAAGAAGGUGCUUCGCCGUUGAAUCUCGCCAUCUUACUGGAAAAUGGAAUCAUCUCAAAAACACUCUACGAGUUGAACGGUGGGGCUCUUUCAUACUCUGGCCCAAAUGAACAAAAUGCAUUGCAUGGUGCUGUUCAGCGAAGCGAAGGUACCCACUUUACAAUAUCAAUACCUACUAUUUAG
This is a messenger RNA of Triticum aestivum (bread wheat), 669 nucleotides long. Its product is annotated as ankyrin repeat domain-containing protein 1-like. Gene Ontology annotation, molecular function: protein binding. The record is from RefSeq and is a predicted model, not a curated record. Lineage: Eukaryota; Viridiplantae; Streptophyta; Magnoliopsida; Poales; Poaceae. The coding region runs from base 1 to 669 and encodes 222 amino acids. The transcript has a single exon.